This is a messenger RNA of Fundulus heteroclitus (mummichog), 3160 nucleotides long. RefSeq names its product anoctamin 10a (gene ano10a). Gene Ontology annotation, cellular component: plasma membrane. The record is from RefSeq and is a predicted model, not a curated record. Gene Ontology annotation, biological process: chloride transmembrane transport. The transcript has 15 exons. Lineage: Eukaryota; Metazoa; Chordata; Actinopteri; Cyprinodontiformes; Fundulidae. Bases 281 to 2272 code for a protein of 663 amino acids. Gene Ontology annotation, molecular function: chloride channel activity.
UGAAAUCUGCAGUGAGGACCAACAGCUAUUAAUAUCCUGCUGUAGAGCGGGUCCGCCCUCCCUCUGUCGGUCUGCUUCUGUCAGGGUCAGUCUCUGCUCUUCUGGACUCCUUCCUUUCCUUUCCGUCUGUCUCUGCUGAACGAAGCGUGUUCAGCACCACCAGAGCAGGACCAGCGUGUAGGAUUUCCCAGCUCCGGGUAUCACUUUCUCCCUGCAAGUUCUGCGUGAACAGUGUGUGCACCUGACCUGACACACCUUGGGAGCUCCAGCCGAUGGGACGAUGGAGCCGUCAGCAGACAGCAGCGCCUCCCCGUUUACUCCUCUGGUGGUGCUGGAGCUGGUCUCCGACACCAAGGAGGAGGCCAUCGCGUGGCUGCUGAGCAGGAUCAGAGACCCGCAGCAGACUGGAGGUGCUGGGUUACUGGUGGAGAAGCUAGGCCCUGGAGUCGGAGGCGAGGAGAAGGAAAAUCCUAACCUGUUCCUGGUGGGUGCCUCCAGGGAGAGGCUGCUGUCUGGUGCUGAGGAUGUGGGCCUCUUCAAGGAGUACAGCGACGGGUCCAUGAGAGGCUUCACCUGCGCCAACAAACACAACUUUAAAGACUUUAAAGGGGAUGGAGACAGCUUCCUGAGCAUGGCUGAGUGUCAGUACAUCAUCAAACAUGAGCUGGACACACUGCGAGCCAAAGAUGAGACCCACGUACCAGGAUACAGCCACGCCAAGCUUUAUCCGGGGAAAUCUAUCGUACGCAGAUUGCUGUCCAAAGGGAUUCUGAUCCAAAUCUUUCCUCUGCACCAUAAAGAAGAACUCAAGAGACUCUCUUUUUCUUGGUAUAAAAAAGUCAAGCUUUCCCUUCAGCCCCUUGAUGAUAUCAGACAUUACUAUGGUGAGGGCCAGGCACUCUACUUUGGCUUUCUGGAGUACUUCACCUUUGCCCUGGUGCCUAUGGCUCUAUUUGGAGUGCCUUACUACCUGUUUGACUGGGAGGAUUAUGACAAAUAUGUAGUCUUUGCUGUUUUCAACGUGAUCUGGUGCACCAUUAUUCUCGAGUUAUGGAAGCGAUUCAGUGCCUCGCUGGCCUACCACUGGGGCACGCUGAGCAGGAAGAAGGCCUUCGAAGAACCUCGACCCGGAUUCCAUGGCAUCCUCGGGUUCAACCCUGUGACGGGUCGGGAGGAACCUCUGUACCCCAACACCAAGCGGCAGCUACGCAUCUACCUGGUGUCCCUGCCCUUUGUCCUGCUCUGUCUCUACCUGUCUCUGUACGUCAUGAUGAUCUACUUCCAGAUGGAAGGCUGGGCGCUGUCCAUCAAUGACCAGGACCCUACAUUCUGGACGGGAGUACUCAUUUACAUCCCCAGUAUUAUCUAUGCUGUGGUGAUAGAAGCCAUGAACCUCAUUUACAGAUAUGCUGCGGAGUUCCUUACAGAAUGGGAGAAUCACCGGCUGGAGUCUUCAUAUCAGAACCACUUGGUCCUCAAAGUUCUCGUUUUUAACUUCUUCAACUGUUUCGCUUCGCUGUUCUACAUCGCCUUUGUAAUGCAGGACAUGGUGUUGCUCAGGCAGAGUCUAGCCACCUUACUGAUCACCAGUCAGAUCUUGAAUCAGAUCAUGGAGGCCUUCUUGCCCUACUGGCUCCAGAGGAGACGCAACAAGAAGAUGAUUCGCAAGGUUCAGAAGAGAAGAACUCUCGGGGACAAAGAGCUUCCUCUGGAGGAGCAGGUCCGGCUGGAGGCCGACAUGAGCACCUACUUGGGUACAUUUGAUGACUACCUGGAGCUCUUUCUGCUCUUCGGUUAUGUGAGCCUGUUCUCCUGCGUCUACCCUCUGUCUGCUGUCCUGGUGGUUCUGAACAACGUCACGGAGGUUUACUCCGACGCCUUCAAGAUGUGCCAGGUGUUCAAAAGACCCUUUGCUGACCCGGCGGCCAACAUUGGAGUCUGGCAGCUCGCCUUUGAGACCAUGAGUGUGAUCGCUGUUGUGACCAACUGCGCGCUGAUUGGCAUGUCGCCACAAGUCAAAGCAUACUUCCCUGACUCCGACACCCAGCUCAUACUGUGGAUAGUGGCCGUCGAGCAUGGACUGCUGGCUUUCAAGUUCAUCCUGACCUUCCUUAUACCUGAUGUCCCCAAACACAUCCAGAUCAAGCUGUCCCGGCUUGAGUUUGAGUCACUGGAGGCUCUCAAGAAGAAGAGGCAGAGCUCUGCAGGAAAAUGCUGGAAGCCUCGGAGCCUAGGAAGGACAUCCAGUGAGAGGAGGGCCUGCAGACUCUGAUGACGGCACUGUUGGAGAGAGGCUCCUUUCUGUAUGUUUUAAAAAGCAAAAUAUUGUUAUUUUUUAGAGUUUUUGGCCUGAUUGUUUUUAUGCACUAUGAAAAUAUGGUUUACCAUUAGCGGAGGAGGCAUUUAUUGUUAUGGUGGACAACAGGUAUUGUGCUGGGGUGGGGUACAACUCUAGGAAUAAAUGACAGGAUUCACGUGGGGCUAAACAGUGGGACGAAUGAGCUUCUGUUCAAAUCUUCUGUACAUGUGAUGGGUAUACCAAAGAGUGUUGAUGAAAAUAACAGCGUUUGUGUUAUUGUGUUCAGUCGCUGGGUUUAAUCAGUGCAAACACGUUCUAAUUAUAAACGGGUUAAAGGUGAUGGUGCACGCACAGUAACCCCUUCAGGCUCCACCUGACAGCCGUCCUUCUUGACUGACAGCACACCGAUUGGAAAGUUGGCGGAUACUUUUAUCCACAGGACUCCAUGUACGGCAGCAAAGAAAGACCAAAAAGUUCCAAAGACUGAAAGCAACACCCGACUUCAUAUACACACAGCUUUCAGGUUCCUUUCAGACGUCCAUGAGGGAACAGGUUUGGGAUUAGUUUGGACUUCCGUACCGUUCCUCCUGCACUGAACUGUUUAAACAUGCCGAUGGUUCGGCCUUUCUCUGCUCCCACAAACGCUAUCACAGUAACAUGAUGUAUAAUCUUUGCACGAGUUAUAUCAUCCGUUAUUCACGUCCAAGGUGGAGAAAUAUGAGAGGAUGUUUGAAGCAGUGCACUCCUGUAACACCCCUGGUGCCUUAGUUUUCUGCUGUUUGACAUAUAAAAAUGCACCGAAGCUGUAGCAGCAGGUUUGGCUGGAUCAGUGUUGGCUUCAAUAAACUAAAAAACAUGCAA